This is a messenger RNA of Trichomonas vaginalis G3, 345 nucleotides long. RefSeq lists its product as uncharacterized. Bases 1 to 345 code for a protein of 114 amino acids. The transcript has a single exon. Lineage: Eukaryota; Parabasalia; Trichomonadida; Trichomonadidae. The record is from RefSeq and is a predicted model, not a curated record.
AUGUCCGACGUCCCACCAACCGAGUCCAUUCCCAAACCAGAGGAACCUAAAGCACCACAAGGCUUCCCGAACUACCCUCCUCAGCCUAUGCCUUACUUUCCUAAUCCUUGGUUGUUCCAGCAAGCUCCACCCCAGCAAUUCCAAUUCCAAUUCCAAUCUCAAUCGAAGAGAGACCAAGACUUCGAAGAAGGUCUGAACCGUUUACGCAAAGAGUAUGCUACAGCUCCAAUGGAAGAUGACAGGCUUUCAGUCUCUUCCCUAAGGUCGACCAAUUCGACUCGUACCACAGAUUCGGUUCGUGACCGUGAAGAAUUUGGUACGCAAUUCCAGGUUCGUUGUUUUUGA